CUUCCCAGAGUUCUUUGCUCCGGUGCGCAUGCGCACUUUCCUUUUCUCGAGCAGUCGUGGGUCGGCUAGCAUCAUUCGACUAAACAUGCAGCUUUUCGUGCGCGCGCAGAAUCUCCACACCCUCGAGGUGUCCGGACACGAGGCUGUCCGUGAGAUCAAGGCCCGUGUUGAACUUCUGGAGGGAGUAUCUGUAGAUGAUCAGGUUCUUCUGCUGUCUGGUGCUCCUCUGGAGAAUGACGUCAGUCUACAGGACUGUGGCAUCACUGAACACUGCACCCUUGAAGUGGCCGCCAGACUCUUGGGAGGUAAAGUCCACGGAUCUCUGGCUCGUGCUGGUAAAGUACGAGGACAGACACCCAAAGUAGACAAACAGGAGAAGAAGAAAAAGAAGACUGGUCGUGCUAAGCGUCGUAUUCAGUACAACCGGCGCUUUGUGAAUGUGGUGCCCACCUUUGGCAAGAAGAAGGGUCCCAAUGCAAACUCCUAAAUGCUUCUUUUGAUGUAUUUCAGAGAAAUGUCAUUCAUAAUAAAGGUUCUUGAACUAAA
Misgurnus anguillicaudatus (oriental weatherfish) is the source of this 546-nucleotide messenger RNA. RefSeq names its product ubiquitin-like FUBI-ribosomal protein eS30 fusion protein. The record is from RefSeq and is a predicted model, not a curated record. Gene Ontology annotation, biological process: translation. Gene Ontology annotation, molecular function: structural constituent of ribosome; protein binding. Lineage: Eukaryota; Metazoa; Chordata; Actinopteri; Cypriniformes; Cobitidae. Gene Ontology annotation, cellular component: cytosolic small ribosomal subunit; ribosome.